This is a messenger RNA of Cariama cristata (Red-legged seriema), 2379 nucleotides long. Its product is annotated as LIM domain-binding protein 3-like. Gene Ontology annotation, biological process: actin cytoskeleton organization; heart development; muscle structure development. Gene Ontology annotation, cellular component: Z disc; adherens junction; stress fiber. Gene Ontology annotation, molecular function: actin binding; muscle alpha-actinin binding. NCBI's taxonomy places the organism in Eukaryota, Metazoa, Chordata, Aves, Cariamiformes, Cariamidae. The annotation marks the transcript as partial. The transcript is spliced from 16 exons. The record is from RefSeq and is a predicted model, not a curated record.
AUCUAAACGUCCAGUGCCAGUUUCGACCACAGCGCCCAGAAUUGAUUCUCCCAGGGCUGUAAUUCCCCACCAGAAGGUCAUAACCAACACCACUGCCAACACGGACUUCACGGAGCGUUUCAACCCCAGUGUCCUGAAGGACUCUGCCCUGUCUACACACAAACCCAUUGAGGUGAAAGGCCUGGGCGGCAAGGCUACUAUCAUUCACGCCCAGUAUAACACCCCGAUCAGCAUGUAUUCCCAAGAUGCUAUCAUGGAUGCAAUUGCAGGCCAGGCACAAGCCCAGGGUGGAGAAUUUGCUAGUACCCUUCCUAUUAAAGAUCCUCACGUAGACAGUGCCUCUCCAGUGUAUCAGGCUGUGCUUAAAACUCAGAACAAGCCUGAAGAUGAAACCGAAGACUGGAGUCGCCGUUCUGCCAAUCUGCAGUCUCGAUCUUUCCGCAUCCUUGCCCAGAUGACUGGAACAGAGUACAUGCAAGAUCCAGAUGAAGAAGCCCUGAGGAGGUCAAGAGACAAGGAAAAUGUUGCUGCAGCAUCAGAAAACAGGCCUACAGCUACUACGCAUGCGCCACAGUAUGUGACCUCGAGUAUUUGGCAUCCUCCUAAAUCAUGCACCAUGGAUGCUAACACUGACAAUGCUAAACCAGUGGCCUCCAAGGGGUCUGUGAGGCUUGGAGCGGGUACAAGUCAGAGGGAGGCCAGUUUCACCACUGCUGGCCAGAAAGUCCCUCUUACUUCAUCCAGUAAUCAAAGUACCCCUGUUGAGCAUGCUCCGGUGUCUACCAGUUCUGCCUCUGCUCCUGCACCACAUGCUUCAGCACAUCAGCCUGCUGCUGCUGCUGCUCAAAAUACAGCCAGUCUGAUGACCCCUCCAGCAACCACCUCAGUAGUGCAAGAGUCUUUCUCAUCUUCCUUCCAAAGAGUGCUUGCAGCCCCCAGCUCUCUUUCACAGCCUAAGCCUUUCCACGGGUCCAAGAACAUGUCAUUAGCAGCUUCCACUAUUUCAUCUGCUAUCUCAUCUCAGUCUAGUUUCAACCGGCAUUCUUCCACCUCCAUCAGCUACCAGUCAAAGAAGAGAAACACAAGCCAGACAUACACACCAAUGCCAGUUUCUGGAGGUUACGGUGAAAGUCCUGCUGCUUCUGCCACUUCAAAACUGAGAGUUGUUACUACUGCCAGCAUAAAGCCCUCUGUCUACCAGCCAGCACCAGCACCAGUUCAUUCCUACACCCCUGCGAACACUGAGCCUGCAAGUCGUCCUCCCUGGGUAACAGAUGACUCCUUUUCCCAGAAAUUUGCACCCGGAAAAACCACCACCACUGUCACAAAGCACAUCCUACCAAGGGGUGCUCCAGUACCACCUCCUGUCUCAACUUCUGCUUACCCAUCUCCAGUUUCAACUUCUUCCCAGGCUCCUGCAAUAGCCCGGGGAACAGUGCAGAGGGCUGAGCGUUUUCCAGCCAGCAGCCGAACUCCUCUCUGUGGGCACUGUAACAGCAUAAUUCGGGGUCCUUUCCUGGUAGCCAUGGGUCGCUCUUGGCACCCAGAAGAAUUCAAUUGUGCUUACUGCAAGACAUCCUUGGCUGAUACGUGCUUUGUGGAAGAGAAGAAUAGUGUGUACUGUGAGCGCUGUUAUGAACAGUUCUUUGCACCAACCUGUGCCAGAUGCCACACUAAGAUCAUGGGGGAAGUGAUGCAUGCCCUAAGACAGACUUGGCACACAAGUUGCUUUGUCUGUGCUGCUUGUAAGAUGCCGUUUGGGAAUAGCCUCUUUCACAUGGAGGAUGGGGAACCUUAUUGUGAGAAAGAUUAUAUUGCUUUGUUCAGCACAAAAUGCCAUGGCUGUGAUUUUCCUGUUGAAGCUGGAGAUAAAUUCAUUGAAGCUCUUGGACAUACUUGGCAUGAUACCUGUUUCAUUUGCGCUGUAUGCCAUGUGAAUUUGGAAGGUCAGCCAUUCUACUCCAAGAAGGAUAAGCCACUGUGCAAGAAGCAUGCCCAUGCCAUCAAUAUUUAAAAGAAGAGUUGGUAGUCAGUAAUGCUGGGGAAAAACAGAUGACUAACUGGGUGAUUAUAAAGUUGAUAACCAUGGCUAGGAUUUCUCUUGGUAAAAGCUAGGAAGUUGAUACUUCUGAAGUUUAACUUUAACCUCUUUCAUAAAUGCAGAACAUGCUUUUGCAAAGUUCAUACAAAAACCUACUGAAUGAACAGUCAAAACCAAAUGAACUAGUCCAUUAUUAGAGCAACAGUUGGGGGAAAUAUUGAAAUUAACUAAAAACUGUAAUAUAAAAAGUAAUAGGUAAAUACAGUUUCAAAUUAACUACCCACCGCAGUUUUACUGCUUAGACCACACAGUAGUGUUUAAGGACAACUGGAAAAGUC